CCACCCGCCGUACAUAUACAAAACAAAAUCCCCAAAUUCACAUACCACUCGUUCUUCGCAUCCACACACUCGUUCGUCAAAUUUCAUCUCAUAACAAACCCUAAUUUGUUGAAGAGUUGGAAACAUGGAUCCAGUGGAUUUGGAGAUCGCAAAGACACAAGAAGAAAGGAAGAUAAUGGAGGCAGCACUAGCACCAAACUCCAUUACUUUCGAUACUGAGCUUUACGAUGGAAACAAUCGGUUUCAGGAUUACAACAGGGAGAUUCCGACUAACGAUGACGAAGACAACACUGAUGCUAUGGAUAACGAGGUUGCAAGGAAGUUAGCCUCUUACACUGCUCCGAAAUCACUCUUGAAUGAUAUGCCCAGGGGCGGUGAUGAUGAGUCGUUAGGGUUUAAGAAGUCGCAAAGGAUUAUCGAUAGAGAAGAUGAUUACAGGAGGAGACGGUUGAAUCAGGUUAUUUCUCCGGAACGACAUGAUGCUUUUGCUAGCGGUGAUAAAACCCCCAAACCUGAAACACGAACGUAUGCUGAUGUCAUGCGGGAAGCCGCGUUGAAAAGAGAGAAAGAGGAGACAUUGAAAGUGAUUGCGAGAAAGAAGAAGGAAGAAGAGGAGAAUAAGGCGGCGGGGAAAGAUAAGGAAUCGGUUGCUGCACCGCCAGCUCAAAAACGGAGGAACCGAUGGGAUCAAUCGCAAGACGAUUCUGGUGCGAAGAAAGCGAAAACGGGUUCCGAUUGGGAUAUGCCGGAUUCAACUCCGGGAAUCGGAAGAUGGGAUGCGACCCCGACCCCGGGGAGAAUCGGUGAUGCGACCCCUUCAAUGUCUAGGAAAAACCGAUGGGAUGAAACUCCGACACCUGGUCGGUUAGCUGACUCAGACGCUACGCCAGGUGGCGGUGGAGUGACACCUGGCGCUACUCCGGCAGGUAUGACAUGGGACGCGACGCCAAAACUGUCUGGUCUUGCUACCCCGACACCGAAACGACAGAGGUCAAGGUGGGACGAGACACCAGCCACCAUGGGAAGUGCGACGCCUGGCGGUGCGACACCCGCAGCCGGUUAUACACCUGGCGUGACACCUGUUGGUGGGGUCGAACUAGCCACACCGACACCAGGUGCGAUAAAUCUCCGUGGUGCGAUCACACCAGAACAAUAUAAUCUAAUGAGAUGGGAGAAAGAUAUCGAAGAUAGAAACCGCCCAUUAACCGAUGAAGAACUUGAUGCGAUGUUUCCACAAGAAGGGUACAAGAUACUGGAACCACCUGCGUCUUAUAUUCCAAUUAGAACUCCCGCACGAAAGCUUCUUGCUACACCGACUCCGUUGGGAACACCGUUAUACGCCAUUCCUGAAGAAAACAGGGGUCAACAGUUUGAUGUCCCGAAAGAGAUGCCAGGUGGACUUCCGUUCAUGAAGCCGGAAGAUUACCAGUACUUCGGUGCGUUGUUGAAUGAAGAAGACGAAGAAGAUUUAUCUCCAGAUGAACAAAAAGAGAGAAAGAUCAUGAAACUGUUGCUUAAAGUCAAGAACGGGACCCCACCACAGAGGAAAACAGCAUUGAGACAGUUAACCGAUAAAGCCCGUGAAUUUGGUGCGGGCCCGUUAUUCAACCGUAUUCUUCCGUUACUUAUGCAGCCUACGUUAGAAGACCAAGAGAGACACUUGCUGGUUAAAGUUAUAGACAGAGUUCUUUACAAGCUGGAUGAGCUUGUUCGACCUUACGUUCAUAAAAUUCUCGUUGUGAUAGAACCAUUAUUGAUCGACGAAGAUUACUACGCCCGUGUUGAAGGUAGAGAAAUCAUAUCGAAUCUCAGUAAAGCAGCUGGGUUAGCAACUAUGAUAGCUGCUAUGCGUCCUGAUAUCGAUAACAUCGACGAAUACGUCCGAAACACAACCGCAAGAGCUUUUAGCGUUGUCGCAUCAGCACUCGGAAUCCCUGCUUUGUUACCGUUCCUGAAAGCUGUUUGUCAAAGUAAGAAGUCAUGGCAAGCUAGACACACAGGUAUUAAAAUCGUUCAACAAAUCGCUAUUUUAAUCGGGUGUGCGGUUCUUCCCCAUUUACGUUCUCUCGUCGAGAUUAUCGAACACGGGCUCAACGACGAGAAUCAAAAGGUUAGAACGAUUACCGCGCUGUCGCUUGCCGCACUUGCUGAAGCGGCUGCACCGUACGGUAUCGAAAGUUUUGAUUCAGUUCUUAAGCCGUUGUGGAAAGGUAUCCGGUCCCACCGUGGGAAGGUUUUGGCUGCGUUUUUGAAAGCGAUUGGUUUUAUUAUUCCGUUAAUGGAUGCCAUUUAUGCUAGUUACUAUACGAAAGAAGUUAUGGUUAUUUUGAUUCGUGAGUUUCAAUCUCCUGAUGAAGAAAUGAAGAAAAUCGUGUUGAAAGUGGUGAAACAGUGUGUGAGUACUGAAGGUGUUGAAGCGGAUUACAUUCGAAGUGAUAUUCUUCCAGAAUUUUUCCGAAACUUUUGGGUUAGACGAAUGGCGUUGGAUCGAAGAAACUAUAAGCAACUUGUUGAAACAACGGUUGAGAUCGCAAAUAAAGUCGGUGUUCCCGAUAUUGUAGCGAGAAUAGUUGAAGAUCUGAAAGAUGAAAGCGAACCUUACAGAAGAAUGGUGAUGGAAACAAUUGAAAAGGUUGUAGCAAAUUUAGGUGCGUCAGAUAUCGAUUCCCGUUUAGAAGAGCUUUUAAUCGAUGGUAUUCUGUACGCGUUUCAAGAACAAACUAGCGAUGAUGCAAACGUCAUGCUUAACGGGUUCGGUGCGGUGGUCAACUCUCUUGGUCAAAGGGUGAAACCAUACCUUCCUCAAAUUUGUGGUACGAUUAAAUGGCGUUUAAACAACAAAAGUGCGAAAGUGCGACAACAAGCUGCAGAUCUGAUUUCGAGAAUUGCGGUGGUUAUGAAACAAUGUCAAGAAGAACAACUCAUGGGACAUCUCGGUGUCGUUUUGUACGAAUAUUUAGGUGAAGAAUAUCCCGAGGUUUUGGGUUCGAUUUUGGGUGCGUUGAAAGCAAUCGUGAAUGUUAUCGGUAUGACGAAAAUGACUCCACCAAUCAAAGACUUGCUUCCACGUUUAACUCCGAUUUUGAAAAAUCGUCACGAAAAGGUGCAAGAAAACUGCAUUGACUUAGUGGGCCGUAUUGCUGACCGUGGUGCGGAGUUUGUCCCUGCUCGUGAGUGGAUGCGAAUCUGUUUCGAGCUGCUUGAAAUGCUAAAAGCCCAUAAAAAAGGAAUCCGUCGAGCUGCCGUGAACACGUUUGGUUACAUCGCGAAAGCCAUCGGACCACAAGACGUCUUGGCCACCCUUCUAAACAACCUUAAAGUCCAAGAAAGACAAAACCGUGUCUGCACAACCGUUGCUAUCGCAAUCGUUGCAGAAACAUGCUCGCCGUUUACGGUUUUACCCGCGUUGAUGAACGAGUAUCGUGUACCCGAGCUAAACGUGCAAAACGGUGUUUUGAAAUCGUUAUCGUUUCUCUUCGAGUACAUCGGUGAAAUGGGUAAAGAUUAUAUCUACGCUGUUACUCCGUUACUUGAAGACGCACUUAUGGACCGGGACCUGGUUCACCGACAGACCGCAGCGUCAGCGGUUAAGCACAUGGCUCUGGGUGUGGCGGGCUUGGGCUGUGAAGACGCGUUGAUCCACUUACUGAACUACGUCUGGCCCAACAUCUUUGAAACGUCACCGCAUGUUAUAAACGCUGUGAUGGAAGCGAUCGAGGGGAUGCGUGUGGCGCUCGGUGCGGCCGUGGUGCUUAACUACUGUUUGCAGGGUUUGUUUCAUCCCGCACGGAAGGUUCGAGAAGUUUAUUGGAAGAUUUAUAACUCGCUUUAUAUUGGUGCUCAAGAUGCGCUUGUGGCAGCUUAUCCUAUGCUCGAGGAUGAAGGGGAUAAUAUCUACAGUCGGCCGGAGUUGACCAUGUUUGUCUGAGGUUCCUGGUGCACACGGUUAAAUAGGCGCGGGUGAGUCAACUAUGGUGAACAAGAAGAGGUAACUUGAAACUCAUAUUUGAUAGCUAAAUGCAAGAUUCAUACCAUAAUGUUUUCCGUUUUUUUCGUCUUUUAAUAGCUACCUUGACGGUAUCCCAUCGGGAAUCGGUUAUUUUGCUCGUCUAUGCUUGUAAACUGUGUAGGAUUUGCAUGUCAUAGUCGAUGAUAUGAUUUAUGACUCGUGCUGUUGUAGUAGAACAAGUUUAACAGUUCACUUGUAGGACGCUUGGAUAGUUAUUUUGAAGUGGUUUUCAAGUUAACAUGGCGUAACUGCUAAAAAAGGCAAUCAGAACCUUUUGGUUUUACUGGUUUUAA
Messenger RNA from Helianthus annuus (common sunflower), 4302 nucleotides. RefSeq names its product splicing factor 3B subunit 1. NCBI's taxonomy places the organism in Eukaryota, Viridiplantae, Streptophyta, Magnoliopsida, Asterales, Asteraceae. The transcript is spliced from 3 exons. The coding region runs from base 125 to 3928 and encodes 1267 amino acids. Gene Ontology annotation, cellular component: U12-type spliceosomal complex; catalytic step 2 spliceosome; U2 snRNP. Gene Ontology annotation, molecular function: mRNA binding. Gene Ontology annotation, biological process: spliceosomal complex assembly. The record is from RefSeq and is a predicted model, not a curated record.